Messenger RNA from Diachasmimorpha longicaudata, 3817 nucleotides. Its product is annotated as vesicle-fusing ATPase 1-like. The record is from RefSeq and is a predicted model, not a curated record. Gene Ontology annotation, biological process: SNARE complex disassembly; intra-Golgi vesicle-mediated transport; Golgi to plasma membrane protein transport. Gene Ontology annotation, cellular component: Golgi stack. The transcript has 3 exons. Lineage: Eukaryota; Metazoa; Arthropoda; Insecta; Hymenoptera; Braconidae. Bases 127 to 2358 code for a protein of 743 amino acids. Gene Ontology annotation, molecular function: ATP binding; ATP hydrolysis activity.
GGGCUACCUGGUGAGAACACCUGCGCACUCGACGCCGACUUCAGAUCAAUGGAUUCUGCAAUGCAGGUCUGUUCUAGACACGAAUAAGUACAUUUGCACCCUGUGGGAUUCUGUCAGAUAUUCACGAUGGCAGGAUUGAAAAUGAAGGCUGUGAGGUGUCCAACGGACGAAUUGAGCUACACCAACUGUGCUGUUCUCAAUCCUGGUGAUUUCCCAGAUAAUGUCAAGCACAUUGAAGUGACAACUGGGCCAAAUCAGCACUUCGUAUUCACCGUGAAGAGUCACUCUGAGGUACCGCAUGGUGCCGUGGGUUUCAGUCUUCCCCAGCGAAAAUGGGCGGCUCUGUCCCUUAAUCAGGAAAUCGAUGUACGUCCCUAUCACUUCGACCCCACUUCAGCCUCCGAAUUUCUUUGCACAAUUGUCCUGGAAGCGGACUUCCUCCUGAAGACCAAAACAACCCUCGAGCCUUAUGACACCGAGCUGAUGGCAAAGGAAUUUCUCCUCCAAUUUUCUGGUCAAGCAUUCACAGUCGGCCAACAGUUGGCAUUUCAAUUUCUCGAUAAAAAAGUAUUGGGUCUCGUGGUGAAGAAUCUUGAGGCAGCAGACAUAUCAGCGAUUAAAUCAGGCCAAGAGCCAAAGCCAAAGAAGACGAGAAUGGGGAGAUGUCUAGGUGACACUGUCAUACAGUUUGAAAAGGCCGACAACUCGAGUCUUAACCUCAUUGGCAAGGCCAAGGGCAAAAUGGUUCGUCAAUCGAUAAUAAAUCCUGACUGGGACUUCGCUAAAAUGGGAAUUGGUGGUCUGGACAAAGAGUUCAGUGCGAUAUUCAGACGAGCAUUUGCGUCGAGAGUAUUUCCCCCCGAGUUGGUGAUGCAGUUGGGUUGCAAGCACGUCAAGGGUAUCCUCCUGUACGGGCCCCCUGGAACUGGAAAGACCCUGAUGGCACGUCAGAUUGGAACAAUGCUGAAUGCCCGUGAACCAAAGAUCGUCAAUGGUCCCCAGAUCCUCGACAAAUACGUGGGAGAGAGCGAGGCGAAUGUCAGGCGAUUGUUCGCUGACGCCGAGGAGGAGGAGAAGAGGCUCGGCCCCAACAGUGGCCUCCACAUCAUCAUCUUCGACGAAAUCGACGCCAUAUGCAAGUCUCGAGGAAGUGUCGCUGGCAAUACUGGUGUCCAUGAUACAGUUGUCAAUCAGCUGCUGGCUAAAAUCGACGGUGUCGAGCAGUUGAAUAAUAUUCUAGUCAUUGGGAUGACCAAUCGAAGGGACAUGAUCGACGAGGCUCUGCUGCGACCUGGCAGGCUCGAGGUGCAGAUGGAGAUCAGUCUGCCUGAUGAGCAUGGCAGGCACCAGAUCCUGAAUAUUCACACGGGUCGCAUGCGUGAUCACAAGAAAAUUGCGGGUGAUGUCGAUCUGAAGGAGCUGGCGUUACUCACGAAGAACUUCAGUGGAGCUGAACUGGAGGGACUGGUGAGAGCUGCUCAGAGUACAGCGAUGAAUAAACUGAUCAAAGCAUCGAGCAAGGUCGAAGUUGAUCCCUCAGCGAUGGAGAAGCUCAUGGUAUCGCGAACGGAUUUCCUGCUGGCACUUGAGAACGACGUCAAGCCAGCAUUUGGAACAGCUGCUGACGCACUUGACCAUCUUCUUACUAGGGGGAUCAUCAACUGGGGAAGACCUGUUGCGGAGAUACUGGCUGACGGAAAUCUUUAUAUUCAGGAGGCCAGGGCCACCGAGGGCUUUGGACUUGUCUCUGUUCUGCUGGAGGGACCGCCCAACAGUGGGAAAACAGCUCUUGCUGCGCAGAUCGCAAAGAAUUCGGACUUUCCAUUCACCAAAGUCUGUACUCCUGACGAUAUGGUUGGAUUCACUGAAAAUGCUAAGUGUCUCUCGAUACGCAAGGUCUUCGAUGAUGCCUAUCGCUCGCAGUUGAGUUGUAUUCUUGUGGAUAAUAUUGAACGUUUGUUGGACUACGGGCCCAUUGGGCCCAGGUAUUCCAAUCUGACGCUUCAGGCACUACUGGUCCUGCUCAAGAAGCAACCGCCGAAGGGGAAGAAACUCCUGGUGCUUUGCACCACCAGUCGCAGACAAGUCCUGGAGGAUAUGGAGCUCCUCUCAGCAUUCAGCACGAUUCUGCACGUCCCGAACUUGUCCACUCCCGAUCAUCUACUCUCAGUCCUGGAGGAGGUUGAGAUAUUCACGAAGGAGGAAAUAGCAUCCCUCCAUGGUCGAUUGCAAGGAAAGCGUGUCUUCAUCGGAAUUAAGAAAUUACUGGGUCUGAUUGACAUGGCACGACAGGUUGAGCCAAGCUACCGAGUUCCCAAAUUCCUAUCAAAGCUCGAGGAAGAGGGUGGUCUGGAGUGAGCGAUUUGAAGGCCAACGAAAUGUACAAUUUUGUGUAAUUAUUUAUUCCGAAGAAUGUCCUAUAGUCAAUUUACCAAACGUUCCACCAGCAAACGCAAAUAUGUCACGCAGUAGUUGAGAUGAUAAACAGAAAUGUCGAUUAACGGAUUAAUCGGAGUCAAUAGGGUGUCAAUCCGACUGGAGGAAAAAACUAAGUCGACGAUUUUAUCAGAUUUAUCUUAUUAAAUUUUACCCAGUGGAGGUACCGUAGUUCAAUGGCAUAUUGCCCGACUUAUUCAGAUGCACCUGCGCUGAGAGAUAACCAUAUUUUUGCCGAAUAUUCAUUUAGUUCAUAGAUGUAUUAUUUUUUCCAAUUUCUCAAAAUUCGAGGCUUAGAAGAAAAAUAAUUAUUAAUUUAAUAAAUUCAAGGACAUGCAACAAGCCAUCUUCAAGAGUAGUAAAAGUGCAACAAUUAAAAUCUAAUUAGGCCCUUCUGGAAAGCCCUCAGUGGAAAAAUAUCAUUUUCAAAAAGUAAAUAAGUCUCUCGAGUAAAUGAAUAUUUUGCAAAGAACAAUUGUUUCCUCAUUGUGGGAAUAUUCGAAGGAGUAUAACACUAAUGAUGAAACUAGAAUUCAUUCCGUGACGUCAGUUAGGGCGUCAAAUAUUUUACUACCACAUAAUGUUAUAUUUGACCAAUAGUUAAUCUCAUUAUUCGCGCACUGAGACUCGAUUAUAAAUUAAAUUGUUGAUGUUGAUUAACUCGAACUGGUUUUGGAGGGGAUAAGGGCGAGAGUUAAUGAGUGCAAUAAACUAAAUGUUGGUUGGAGGGAGUAAAAAAAAACACAGUUGUCCUGGGGAUUUUUUGACCACAGUGGAGAUACAUUUGCCAUAUUUUUUUUUCUCCUGCCGUCCAGACGGUCAGGGAUUAAUCAGGGAUUGGAACAGAGUAUUUAAUAUUUAUUUUGCUGGAACAUUAUGGAGCCCUGAUAACAUUAAAAUCUAGUACACAGUGUAGGUGAACUCGAUAGUCUCAUACUCGUGGGCUUGAACGUGAUAGAUGCAUUUAGAGUAGUAAUUUUAUUGAGUUUACGUUCAGUCUUGAUCUUCAAUCGUCAUUCCAGCCACUAGGCCUAUACAAGAUUUUGUUAAUUAAAAUCGUGAUGAGAGGAUUUAAUUGUAUCGUUGAUUCGGUAAUUGUGAAUUUCUAUUUAUUGGGAGACUCGGAUCGAUUCGGCGUUAUAUUUAUUCAGCUAAAUGCUGCUGUUGUGAAAAAUUAAUUAAUCACAACGACUCACUUGUUCUUGUUCUUGUUCUCGUUGGGUGGAUUAUUUUGUGACGUGGGAAAAUGGUUCCAUGUGCUUGGCUACAGGCACAUCGUGGAUUGAUGCUGUUAUUUACGUGACUGCAGUGUACUUGUUCAAAACAUGUAUUUAGUGAUAUUGUCUCUGUGUAUAAAUAAAUAUAUUUCUGUCUGUUUGAA